AUGGAAACUCCGGGGUAUGCCGGUGUAAUUGAUAGCACCAAACCUCGUGAAGAACGAGAUUUCAAAGAGAUAUAUCCCGAUCUCGACGAAUCAUCUCAAUUGAAUGUGUUUGUACUCAAAGAUGAAACAACAAAUUCAAACAUUCCUAAAAUUAAUAGUGAAGAAGAAUCUAAAACAAGGGAUAAUGUACAAUAUAAAAAACCAUCCUUCCGUGCUGUUCCUAAAUCGUCUAUAGUUCCACAUCUCCCCAAAUUCACUAAAAUGACUAUGGAUUAUGGUUUCCAAGGUCCUUCUAAACAAGUUCGGAAACAAUCAAAAACUUUGACUAGACCAUAUUCAUUAAGUUUGAAUGAAGAUAUAGAAGAGGUAACUCAAAAGAAACGUAGAUUGGUGGAAUAUGAUAUGGAUGAACAAGAUAUGUUAUAUCUUACAUAUCGUAAAGAACAAGUGAAAAAUUCAAUUAAAAUCACCCCUGAAGUAUUUGAAAUCAUGAUAACCAUAUUAGAAACUGAAUGGAAUCGACUAGAAGUGAAACUCUCGGCGAAAAACACGUCGACUAGUAUAUCUGGAGGAAUGCUCAAGUUGGUCAAUGAUGUUAAAUAUGGAGAUGACGAUGGUAUAGUACAGGGAUCUUUUGUUGAACAAAAGUGUGCCAUUUGUAAUGACAGUGAUUGUGAGAAUAGUAAUGCUAUUGUUUUUUGUGAUGGAUGUGAUAUUGCCGUACAUCAGGAAUGUUAUGGAGUUGCAUUUAUCCCCGAGGGCCAAUGGCUUUGUAGAAAAUGUAUGAUCAACAAGAAUAGAGAAGUACAUUGUAUCUUCUGUCCAAGUACCACAGGGGCAUUCAAACAAUUGGAUAGCAGUUUAUGGAGUCAUGUUGUAUGUGCAUUAUGGAUCACAGAGUUAUAUUUUGCCAACCCGAUCUAUAUGGAGCCCAUUGAAGGAGUUGAUUUAAUUCCUAAGAACCGUUGGAAACUUUCAUGUUAUAUUUGCAAGCAAAAGGGAGGUGCAUGUAUACAAUGUCAUAAUCGGAAUUGUUUCCAAGCAUAUCAUGUUACAUGUGCCAAACGUGCUGGAUUAUACAUGAAUUUAACCAAGGGGGUACAAGGUGCAAUUACCAAUAAGGGAUCCUUGAGGACUUAUUGCGAUAAGCAUGGACCUGGACAUUGGGAUCAAGAUGCUACAUUACAAGGUAUAGCUAAAACAAGAUUAUAUUUUAGAGAUUUAAAAAUCUUAAAUGAUCGAAAUGCUAAAAUAUUGAAAAGACAAGAGACAGAAAAUAAAUUAAAUGUAUUCAAAUGGAAAACUGAAAAUGAUACCCCUAUUGCACCACAUUCAUUUGCAAAUAUUUUAUUUGAAAAGUUAAUAGAGAUGAAAUUGGAUACUUAUAAUCCUCAUUUCAGUUCUGAUACACAACUGAGUAUGAUUAAAGAUUUAGGAAUAAUUCCAAAUCAAAGUAAAGAAAUGAAAAGACAAGAAUUAAGACAAAUCAGUUAUGACUUGUGCAGAUAUUGGUGUCUUAAGCGAGAAUCCAAAAAUGGAGCACCAUUGAUUAGAAAGAAUAAUAAUAUGGAAUUAUCUUCUAUUAUCUAUGGAUCCAAUGAAUUGGAUGAAAUAAACAAUAAGAAGGAAUUUGGGAAAAUUCUUAUUGAUGAUUUAAGCAAGGUGAUUAAUUUGGUGGAGAAUGUUGUGGAAAGAGAAGAAACUACUCGAGAAAUUAACAACUUGGACAUGAACAUGAUCGAUUCAGUUUAUUUCACUAUGGGUCAAAUUAUUGAAUUGGAAUAUGUAAAAUUCACAAAUAUGGACACCACCAAAUUAUUGAAUGGAUAUACCUUUAAAUCAAAUAUGAAUCAACAAACAUGGAAUGAAAUAUCAAAAAAGGUAUUUAAUUAUGAAUAUGAAUCAAUAUCAACAUUUGUUAAGGAAUGUCAAGAAUUUUGCACUUCUGUUUUUAAUGAAAAUAAACUGAUUGCAGGUAUACAUAGAUUAGCCAAAAAGAUUAUUCGAGAAUUACAAGCUACUAAUUGGGAAAUGAUUGAAUUAAAGAUUAAAACAGAUUUUGAAAAUGGUAAUUUACAAGUUCCAUUUGUUGAAGUUGAUGGAGGAGAUAUAAAAUUUAAAACAAAAUUCAUAAGAGAAGAACUUGAAGAGGAAGGUCUAAGUGAAGUUGAAUCACUUAAUGAGGCUGAUGAGUCUGAAAUCCAAAAGUUUUAUCAAUGA
Messenger RNA from [Candida] anglica, 2220 nucleotides. NCBI's taxonomy places the organism in Eukaryota, Fungi, Ascomycota, Pichiomycetes, Serinales, Debaryomycetaceae. The record is from the annotation of a GenBank genome assembly.